GAUUAAACUGAACGGCCCGGACAAAACUUGCAAGAUGUGUAGGAUUCACACGGUUGUAAUGCUAGCACCUAACGCAUCGGAUAUCCAAUAAGGGUUUGGACUUAUCGUAUGUUAUCUGGUGGUUUCGGUACAUGAUUUGAGUUUUGAUAAUUGAAUAUUUCAAAGAGGUCGGAUAGGUGACAAUUUAAUUCUUCGGCAUGAUUUUUAAAGGUAACUGAAAGGAAAAGAAAAAUCGUUUGCUUGGAAAAGAUGCCCAGCUGCUUUCAGUGAUGUCCAGAUAUUUUUUUAUGUAAUUUUCAGUAACCUGAAUUCACAAGAAAAAAAUUAUUCCUUGGCAGGUGGUCGGACUGGUCCUGUGGUUAGUGAUUCGAGAUGUGAUCGAUUCAGGCCAAUGCGGGAUCACCCCACAAGGAUUUGCCAAACAGGUUGCGAUGUCGACAGGAUUCCUGGAACAUGUGGGUGUUGUGGAUGUCCAUGAAUUGGCAUCGGUCAUCAGAAGCAGAAAUGAAAGUGUUCUAAUCAUAGAUGGUCGGUCUUUCAUUGAACACAAUUCCUGCCACAUAGCCACAGCUGUCAAUGUUUGCUGUUCAAAGAUCGUAAAGAGACGUUUACAACAGGAUAAACUGUCUGUGAAAGAAUUGUUGAUGCACACCUGCCACUGUGAUGUAGACGAAAAGCUCGAUGUUGUAGUUUACGAUCAGUCAUCCCGAGAUGUUAAAAGCUUACCACUGGAAAGCUUCACUAUCGUUCUUCUAAAGAAACUCCAGCUCACUUUCCGUAGUGUCAAUUUAUUAGCAGGUGGAUUUGAUGAUUUCCAUGAGUGUUAUCCAGACUUAUGUGAGGAUAAAACUCGAAAAUGCCCACCCCUUACAUCCCUUUCACAGCCCUGCUUGCCUAUAGCUAAUCAAGGUCCAACACGAAUUUUGCCAUUUCUGUACUUGGGUUCACAGUUCGAUGCGAUGAACAAAGAACUUCUUAAAGAUUACAACAUAACUUAUGAACUAAAUGUCAGUACGUCCUGUCCCCAGCCAGAGUUUGUCCCCGAAGGUCACUUCAUGCGUAUUCCUGUAAAUGACACUUAUAGUGAAAAGCUGCUUCCAUACUUUCCAGAAGCUUUCAACUUCUUAGAUAAAGUUCGUGAAGGGAAUGGGUGUGUUCUAGUCCACUGCUUAGCAGGUAUUUCUCGGUCUGCAACAGUUGCAAUUGCAUAUGUAAUGCGAUAUCUGCGGCUUUCAUCUGAUGAUGGAUAUAGGUAUGUAAAGUCUAAGCGGCCAACAAUUUCGCCCAAUUUCAACUUCUUGGGGCAGCUUUUGGAGUAUGAAAAGCAGCUGAGAAGAGAAAAUAUACUUGAAAUGAAACCAGAAGUAUCAUCCGCCCCUCCAUUAUGCAGUAAAAAACGUGUAUGUAGGACAGAUAUGAGGACUUCAAAGCUGUCAUUAAACAUCAGUCCUCAAAAGGACGAGGCUUCCAAUUUCUUUCUCCAACCAAAAAGUGGUGAUCAGUCUCCUACAACUGCCCUUGCUAAGUUAAGUUUCGAUGUCCAAAAAACUCCUGGAAGUAAUGAAGACAAUCCUCCACCAAUGCCUGAUUUUAGGCAGUUUCGAAGUAAGAGCUGUUAUGGAGAUUGGCUGAGAGACAGGGAUGAAGGCAUUAUUUCUGAGCGCAAGACGAAAGAGUGCAAUAUUUCAACAACAUCCAAAGUCCUGUCACCAGUUAAAGAGAUUAAGUGUGAUGCUCUGAUAUCUGAGAUUUCCACUGGAGGAGCAGACAAAGAUCUUAAAACUGCUACAUCUAUCAGACAGAGAGUUAGAUCAGCUUAUGGUGGUGGCGAUGGAAAACAUGGGGAUCCAUUUGCACAAUUUUCUGUUGAAAAAUAUAGAGCGACCUUUUCCUCUGCGACCGAAGAAAGAUUCUCCCUCCAAACGCUUUCUCAUCAAUCUUAUUCAUCCAGCAGUAAGACUUUAGAGUAUUUUAAGGGAAAAGAGCAGCAAAAAGUCAAAGUAAAGUCCAGUCAGCAACAGUUUGUCGAAGAUAAGUCGUUUCAGGGAAACACAGAUGAGAUAAAAGGUUUCGAAAAUAUUCCGAGUGAGUGUAGCAAAAAAUGCAUUUAUAAUAUUUCUACAAAUAAAGCUAAAGAUCUAGUUUUGAAAAAAGACAAAACAGAGCCAUAUUUUGUGUUUCGUGCAUCUGCAUGUCCGUCUAAGUCAUCAUCUCCUCAUCCUAUUUCAGUAGAUACUGAUUCCUACAAACGUUCAGAUUCCGUUAGUACUUCUGGUUUUGGUAGUGAAAGUUCAGAUUGCACAGACAACACAAGCGAAUUGAGUAAGAAAUCUGAACAAUUCAGAUUAGAUAUCGACCUCGAAGAAUUAGAGGAUGAUGCUAUUCCCAGAAAUCGAGGUCUGACAUCAAAAUUCAAUGCCAAAGAUGGUGCUCCAGAUCGGUCAUUCUUUCCUUUGUCCCUUCCCGAUGUUGCUACAUCUGAGUGGCCUUCAAAUCCGAGAAGCCCAUUAAGUCCAUCUGAAAGUCAUUUAUUGGAGGAUUUAGAGAUGGAAAAAGAAGCCUACAAGACAGAACCCUCUAGUCCAAGCGGCUCAAGUUUUCCAUCUGAGGAUCCAGACAGUUUUCAUGAUUCUGGCGUGCCCAUAUCCCCAGGUUGGGUUUGGCCAAGAAAAAGAGUUGCCAAUUUUGAUGCAAGUGUCAACACUGAAAGCGGAUCCCCAACAAGGGAUAAGCGAAAGUAUGAGCCAUUCACCGAUUCUUUAUGUAAUAAAAUGAAAGUCAGAACGUUAUGGUUUCGAGAAUGCAAUCCAUUGCAAAAAGAUGAUUCUGCCUUAUGCAAGAGUGCAUAUCAGUUUUGUGAUAGUGUUGAUAAAAUAGGAUUAUAUAGAGUUCAAUCAUGUCCUGGAAUCAUUUCUCAUGGCUCAUCAUUUGGUACACUCACAAACCAAUCAAAAAUUUGCUCCACACAGAAAUGGUUUAGCAACAGUUCAUAUUUAUAUUCUAAAGCACAAGAUAUAAUAUCCCACGAAUCAUGCCCUGACGUUUUGCAUUUAAGAGAGAAUCCUUUUGAAAUGCCAUCGCAUCGCCAAAAGGACUUACGUCGAAAUGUGCGCUGCAUUCAAGUUUCAUAAGCAUUUCAUUCCAUUCCACUAACGAAAGACAUAUCAAUUGUACUGUAUGAAUCAUGAAAGAAUUUUCAAAUGAUUUGAACAGGCAAAUUCGAAAAUUAUGUCAAAACUUUCAGUCGUCUUGAUCCAUAUAUUACUAUGAAUUUUGGAGAUGGAACUUCUUUUUGUGUGCUAAAUCCCAGGGAAUAGAAUUUUUAUUUGGAAAAAAAUUAAAAUGUUAGAAAAGAAGCAUUUUAUUUAUGUAUGUACGUUUAUGUUACCAUUUCGUGUCCCUCUAGAGUGUUAUUACAUUACGAUUUGAAUUAAAGUGCUAAUAUAACAAAAUAAUGAAAAUAUUAAUUAUAAUUAUAUGUAUAUGUUUAACUUAUAUAUUAAUAAAAAUAAUUGUGAAACAUGAAAUGUAAAUAUAAAACAAAAACAUUUUUGAGUAAUAAUGAUGUUAAUAAAACUCAUAUUUACUGUACUUCGAUUAAAUUAUCUAUUCUGCUUUUUAUUUGAAAAGUACAAUCAACAAUACAUCUGUGCUUAAUUUAAAGUUUAGAAUCAAGUGAAAUUGCAAUAACUAUAAAAAUUCAUUUAAUUUGCUUAUUUUUCUUAAUUAAAUAAGUUAUUGCAAUAACAAUAACAGAAUAAUAUGUACAUAAUUCUUUCGAAUUGAAAUCGGUAUAUCAUAAAUGCAUUUAAAAACUAUCCCGGUUUUGCACAAAACCUUUAUACGCUAGAUGUACAAUUAACAUUUUAUAACCUAAAAAACUGCGAAAAAAUUUAGUCAACCAUCAUGACCUAUGGAAAUUAACAGCAAUGUCUAUUCGCAAUUUAAUGCACAGUAUAAAAAGUUCUUUGGAAUUCUUCGAGUUGAAUUAUACUUCCUGGACUAAUAGAUCAUGGAAAAGUUAAAAUUAUGGUGCUAUGUUACCUUUACCACUAUUUAAUUGCUUCGAAAGAAAUUUAAGAAUCAAAAUCAAACUUUUCCUGAUGUCAUAUUGGACGGAAUAAAUUGAUUACAAUUAUUUAUUUUCUAGUUAAUUUUCAUUGAUGAUGAUUAUUUCAUCUCAUGAAGAUGUCUAGAUUGUCAUUGCAAUCAUAGAUAGUUCCAAUCAUCUUUAUAUUUGUAGAUUUUUAUAAAUUUUAGUUUAAUUUAUAAAAUUUGUCGUUUUAUGCGAUAUCAAAAUUGUAUCUGCAGUUUACAUUGCAUUCAGAGGAAUUACAAUUAAUCUGAUUCGAAGAACCCUGAUACCGUUAUUUGAUAUUAACUGAUUUUUCAAGAUUGUGAUAUUUUUUAAGUUUUGUUUUGUUGUUGAAAUGUUCAUAGAAAUUUUGUUGAAAAUUUUAAAUUGCAUUAUUUAAUUAUACACUAAUUCUGAAAUAACGCACUAUCCUAUGAUAUGUAUUUGACCUUUUUAUGUGUAAAUAUUCCUCUAUUUAAAUUAGCUUCUUAUAUAUUCAGUCACAGUUUGAAAGAUAAGCCUCUGUUUCAUGCGAAGCUAGUCAUGACAAAUAUUUGUAUAUAUGUAAUAGAAAAAAAUAAAAUCUUAUUCAUCCCAUGUUA
Molecule: messenger RNA, 4677 nt
Organism: Argiope bruennichi
Lineage: Eukaryota; Metazoa; Arthropoda; Arachnida; Araneae; Araneidae
Exons: 10
Coding region: 432-3131 (899 amino acids)
Biological process (GO): negative regulation of MAPK cascade; protein dephosphorylation
Cellular component (GO): cytoplasm
Molecular function (GO): MAP kinase tyrosine/serine/threonine phosphatase activity; protein tyrosine/threonine phosphatase activity
Source: RefSeq, a predicted model, not a curated record